This is a messenger RNA of Durusdinium trenchii, 1392 nucleotides long. The record is from the annotation of a GenBank genome assembly. Lineage: Eukaryota; Dinophyceae; Suessiales; Symbiodiniaceae.
AUGCCGCGCGCGGCGCCGCAAGACUUGGAUCCUCUCUACGUGGAGGAGCAACAACUUGCAGAGGAGCUCCGGGACCCUCGUUCCGCCGGGCGGAUCCCCGUGGCACUGCUUCCCGAGGGACCCGAGCGACCUCGCCCAAUGGGCCUUCGUGCCACGCGCGUGCACCCUUCGCUGUGCGGCUCCUUGCCGCCGGCAGAAAGCUCUCGUUGGAUGAGCAGCCGACACUGGCAAGCGCCAUCUGCUCGAGAGGAGCUGCAAAGGCUUGAACGGUCGCCUGCCGUAGGUGACUUCCCGGCGUCGCCUCGCUGCGGAUUCGUCGUGCCGACGGCAUCAGACUUCAGCAGUGCUGGGGAAACCUCUGGUUUGACCGUGGAGCAGGAGCAGCAGCUGGAGUUCGAGAUCCGCUUGUUGGAGCAACAGAUGGCUCGCCCAGAUAGCCCGCCACAGCAGCCGGAGGAGGUGCUUCCGAUCCUCCAGCGAGAGGCCUAUGUGCCGGGGCAAGUGCAACGGCGGAAGGAACCCAAGCCGGAGCCUGUGGGCUUUUUCUCAGAAUAUGCCCAUCUCACUCGAAGCGAGUACAUCAAGCUGAAGACCCAGCGCCGCAGUGCAGCACUGGCCAUCCAGACACGAGUGAAGAUCUUCCUGCUUCGACGCUCCCUCCUAGUGGCCUGGCGCGUGCCUGCAGCUCGUCGCAUUCAGGGCUGUUGCUACACAUUCUUGGCAAAGGUGAAGAUGCUGGACAAGGAGAAGAACGCCAAGCUGCGCUUCGUGCUCGCCCUCACGCAUUUUCAAGCAAAAGUGCGCCGGUUCAUCAAACGGAAGCAAGAAGAGCGGCAACGCUUGGCCGAUGAGGAGGCGCGCAGGUGGCAGGAGAAGCUCCGGCGUGUGCAGAUCGAAGGCGCUUGCAAGGUGCAAGCCAAGUGCCGCAGUUUCCUGGCCAUGGACCGCAUGCAGUUCGACGGGAGGCAAGGGCGCGUGGCCACGCAGAUCCAGAGAGCAUGCCGAGUUCACCUCAGUCGUUUGGAGGUGCUGCAUCAGAACGAGGUCGCCAAAGAGCAGGAGCGGAUGAGGCUGCGAGCGGUGAUGCGCUUGCAGACCCUGUUGUGCCUGGGCAUCACUUGUGAGGGCAUGCUGGGCCGCGUGGGAUGUACCAAUCCCUGCAAUGCUCACCUACUGAAGGCCUACAGCGGAAAGCAGCGCCAGUAUGGCAGACCUUGUCAGCUGGUUCCCAUGAACUGUCGGAGCAGAGCCUUCAAUGAGAGAUGUCUCAAGGGACCAAGAGCUUGGCGACUGCGGCAGAUUCUGGUUGGGGUGGUGCUCACUGUACCAUCAUGGUGGUACAUGCCAGGCACCUGGUACAAUGAGAGGCCAGAGGAAGACCACUGGCACUAG